GGUUGGAUGUUGGAUGACAGUUCUGAAAAAAUAACCCUUUUCUUGAUAUACGUUAUAAACAAAAAAUCAUUGAUCCAUUCAAUUUUGCCUGAUUUUGCUUUUGAUUUCAAAAGACAAACAGCAAGACACGCGCAAUUUAUUUUAAAAAAAUCCAGUUCCUCUAAUUUAUCUAAUUUCACAAAAUAACUGAAGCAAUAGCAGUGGUCAAAAUGCAACAAGAAAUUGAUGUUUCACCUGAACAAGACCGCGGAAUUUUAAAAGAAAUACUUGCUGAAGGAACUGGCGAAGGCGUAGCACCAAAGGGUUCUAAAGUAAAGGUCCAUUACACUGGUACACUCUUAGAUGGCACAAAGUUUGAUUCAAGUAGAGAUAGAAAUGAGCCCUUUGAGUUUGAUUUAGGAAAAGGUUCUGUUAUCAAAGGAUGGGAUUUUGGUGUAGCGACUAUGAAAAAAGGAGAAAGGGCUAUUCUAACUUGUACCCCAGAGUAUGCUUAUGGAGAAGCUGGAAGUCCACCAACAAUACCUCCAAGUUCUACUUUAAAAUUUGAUGUUGAAGUUUUAGAUUGGAAAUGUGAGGAUUUGAGUCCGAAACAUGAUGGUGGUAUUGAACGAUUGGAGAUUAUAACCCCGGGUGAAGGGUAUGAGACCCCAAAUGAACUGAGUCAAGUUGAAAUUCACGUUACUGGAAAAUAUGAGGAUAAGAUAUUUGACGAUCGUGACGUUACAUAUACUCUUUGCGAAUAUAGAUCAGCGAAUGUGGUAAAGGGUAUCGACCGAGCCCUUGUAAAAUUCAAGAAGAACGAAUGUUCUAAAUUGUUAAUUAAACCGAAAUAUGCGUUUGGCGACAAAGCUUUUACCAAUACGUUUAAUAUACCUUCCGAUGCCACUGUUGAAUACACAGUUACACUAAGAAAUUUUGAAAAAGCCAAGGAAAGCUGGUCUUUAUCGACAGAGGAAAAGCUCGAACAGUGCAGAAUAUUCAAAGACCGAGGAACUGCAAACUUUAAGGAGGGAGACUGUUCUACGGCCAUUUGGUAUUAUAAGAGAAUACAGAAUUAUUUAGCAAGUGAAAAAGAUAUUGAAGAAAAUUUAGAAAAAGAAAGAUUAGCUCUGCUAUUAGCUUCAUAUUUGAAUAUUGCCUUGUGCGAAUUGAAACUGAAAAAUUAUUUCAAAGCCAAAAAUGCCGCUACAAAGGCUCUAGAUAUAGACCCUCUAAACGUAAAAGCUCUAUUCAGAAGAGGUCAAGCCCUGUUACAACUAGGCGAAGCCCAAUCUGCAGCAGAAGACUUCUCCCAAUGUCUCAAACUCGAACCAAACAACACAGCUGUCAAAUCGCAACAGGCACUCUGCGGCAAAAUUUUAAGAGAACAGUUGCAAAAAGAGAAAAAGAUUUACGCGAACAUGUUCGAUAAGUUUGCCAAAAUGGAUACCCAGCGGGAGGAAUUCGAAAAGGAGAAACAGCCAAACGUAAUGAGUUGUGUGGGAGAAUGGGGUAAAGAAGACAGAGAACGAGAGCCUGGCGAAUUUGAAAAGGAAAAUCCAAACAUUUUGCUUCUCAAUAGCAGUGGAGAAUUCAAGGAUAUGUAGUACUUCAACAUUCUAACUUUACGUAACAUUAAAUGUGGCUUCUGUUCAUUCCCGCAGUGUUUUUCUUUAAUAAAUGUAUGCAUAAAUUAA
This is a messenger RNA of Sitophilus oryzae (rice weevil), 1676 nucleotides long. It is a transcript of the gene Fkbp59, whose product is annotated as FK506-binding protein 59. The coding region runs from base 210 to 1586 and encodes 458 amino acids. Gene Ontology annotation, molecular function: protein binding; peptidyl-prolyl cis-trans isomerase activity. The record is from RefSeq and is a predicted model, not a curated record. The transcript is spliced from 7 exons. Lineage: Eukaryota; Metazoa; Arthropoda; Insecta; Coleoptera; Curculionidae.